ACCUUUGAACACCUCCAAGCCCCAAAUGUUAACUCUCUGCCUUUUACAGAAGUUUCCUCAGCCCAUGUUAUCAAUAUAUUGUACCAUUGAGGGCUUUUUGGACAAUCGUAAAACUAAAAGGACAGGGACUUAAAUGUAAGCUAGAACCAAACCCAGGGCGUCAAAAGAACCAGGAGACGAUUGUGAACAAUUCUACAAUCUAAGCGCCUUGAUUGUUCAUUGGACACAGGGCACGUCAAUCCUCACUUGUCAGCAAAUGAGCUCAGAGCUCGUGACGAGGGGGCACGUCCUAUUGGCUACUCUUCUGGCCCCGCCCCUCCUCUGUGACCUAGGGGAAUCUUUUGUGUCAGGCCUGGCUCCACUGCCAUCUGAGGCCCAGCUUUCGGUGGGACGCUCCCGCCGUUGGCUGCCUACCCUCCCUGUCGUGGGGCCUCCUCUCUCGUCCUCUCAGUGGCCGCCUCGUCCCAUCCUGCCACCCUCAGCCUCCCCUCAGGGCAGCCACUUCAGGCUCCACCACCUGCGCUGUUGCCGUCAUCACCCGUCCAAUUGAGGUAACUGCCCAGUGCCAUGUCCACCACGAGAGGUGGAGAUCCAGGCCCUGAUGGGCAGGAAGACCCAGCAGGCAUGGCUGGGGUGCAGGCCGGACCGUCCAGAGCCCUCGAAGGUGUGGACCGCAACUCCGGGCCUCGCAGGGGUGAUGCCUUGGCUGGGGCGGGCGGAAUCGCCGAGGCCUCAGGAAGCCCAAGGGAGGCGGCCCUGGAGGGCGGGAGCGCUGAGGAGGGGGAAGAGGAGGCAGGGAGCCUGGACCUCACGGUGGAAGCUCACCACUUUCCCAUGGCUGGCUUCCGCUUAACGUUACUGGACCUGGUGCACUCCGUGCUGAACCGCAUCUGCUACAACGACUACAUCCUCAUCUGGCCCCACAACUGCCACGUGUCGGCCCAGCACCGGGCCCGGCAGCACUCGUCCAAUCAAGGCUCGGCCGCGGUGGCCGAGUUCUCUGAGCCCCAGGUGCCGUCGGAUGGACCGGGGGAGGGGCCGGCGGGGAAGGCCCCAGCCCAGGAGGUGGAGGAGGCGGAGGAAGCCGAGGAAGCCUCUUUAUGGGAGACAGCCGCCGAGGAGUCCGAGGAGUCCAGCUUGUGGGAAAUGGCGCAGGACCCGGCCGCCCCUGAGGAAAUAGCUAAGCACCAGGAUGAGAACUCCAAAAAAGAGGUCCAAGACACUGAAAGUGAGGGGAAAGAAGAGAAGUAUAACAAAACACAAGAAGAACCAGAAAAGAAUCUGGACCCAGCAAAGGACAAGCCCAGAAAAUCCAGUUUGGAGGACUAGAAAGAUGGAGAAAGGAGGAUCCUGAUUUUCAGGGUUUUCAUUCUGCAGAAGCCCAUGGGAAUGUUAAUGCUGAUUCCAUCCCAAAAUUCAUUUCCCUAACAGUGAUAUCCAAUAACAUGGCUUUUAUCAUCUACAGAUAUGUUUGAGAGUGUUUGUUCUAGUUAAAAAUAAGUUUGUUUUACAUUAAUAAACUGAAAUGCAGGCAGAUUUUGUUUAGAUAAAUAAU
Molecule: messenger RNA, 1555 nt
Organism: Bubalus bubalis (water buffalo)
Lineage: Eukaryota; Metazoa; Chordata; Mammalia; Artiodactyla; Bovidae
Product: cancer/testis antigen 47A
Exons: 3
Coding region: 568-1329 (253 amino acids)
Source: RefSeq, a predicted model, not a curated record